CUCUACUUUAUUUUUCAGUGAUUGGCCAGGUAAAAAUGUCCAAAACAAGGAACUUUACCCUAACCCCCUGUGUCAAACUGUUAGCUUGAGGCAUUGCUAAAACGAAGCACACCGACAGGACAACCAGCUGUAGGUAAAUGAAUGUUUCUCUUUCUGUUGACUUGUCUGUCGAGCACAAAAUUACAGCUUCACGUCUCGGCACGAGCUUUUAUCAUCAAUCAUCUCCAAUCAAAUGCUGAUCCGGCGUUUUGCGCAUUGCUGAUUGGUUGAUUUACGGGGAGGGCGGGCGCAUUCCUGUUAUGUGCGAUGCAGCAGUGACUUCAGUAUUUGACUGUGAGUAGCUAAUGGGACAGACGAGACACUCACCUGAUACAGGACUGUCCCCCACAGUGUUCAUCUUUAAACAGAAGAUUUCAAACCAUUAUGAAGAGUUUGAAGGCAAAGUUUAAAAAGACUGAGAGUCAGGACUGGAAUAAGAGUGAUGAGAGGCUCCUGCAGGCUGUGGAGCAGAAUGAGCCUGACAAAGUUAUGGCUCUCCUCAUCAAAAAAGGUCUCUGUCCUACUAAACUGGAUGCUGAGGGCAAGUCAGCGUUCCACCUUUGUGCAUCCCGAGGCCGGCUAGACUGUCUGGAGGUCAUCAUCGCUCAAGGAGCAGAUGUGAACGUCACUGAUGGUGCUGGCUUCAGCGCUCUGCACCUCGCAGCCAAAAACAGCCAAUCAGAGUGUUUGAAGAGACUCUUACAGGAAGGAUUAACAGUGGAUUGCACUGAUAGCAUUGGUAGGACAGCGCUUCAUCAUGCAGCAGUCAGUGGCUGCUUAUCUUGCACUGAGACCCUGUGGGACUUUAAAGCUAGUCUGGAUGUCCAGGAUGAGGACGGGGCCACUCCUCUGAUCCUUGCAGCACAGAUGAGCAGAGUGGAGCUUUGUGCUUUUCUGCUGGGCCGAGGCGCCGAUGCAAACAUUCAAGACAACCAGGAAAGGUCUGCAUUGAUGCUGGCGUGUGAGAGCGACAGUAUGGAGACCGUAGAAGCUCUACUGAGAGGUGGAGCCAACACACAGCUUGCAGACGCUCUUGGACAUAAGGCCAUGGACUAUAGCAUAACUACAGGCAACCAAAGCAUCAUUCAUAUGUUGGAGAAUGGAGUCCCUCCAGCCUCCCCAAAUCCCCUCAGGUGCCUCAUCAGUGCAAGGGGGAACAACCCCCCGCAAAAGGAAAGCUCCUCCACCGCCCCGCUCUCCUCUGCAGAUCCCAACUUUGCCUCCCACUCCACGGCCAAGGAGUCCUGCUCCAUCUGCCCAGUCCCCUGAGCCCCUGUC
Molecule: messenger RNA, 1317 nt
Organism: Notolabrus celidotus (New Zealand spotty)
Lineage: Eukaryota; Metazoa; Chordata; Actinopteri; Labriformes; Labridae
Product: ankyrin repeat domain-containing protein 24-like
Exons: 11
Coding region: 424-1308 (294 amino acids)
Molecular function (GO): actin binding
Source: RefSeq, a predicted model, not a curated record